This is a messenger RNA of Theileria annulata, 855 nucleotides long. RefSeq lists its product as uncharacterized. Bases 1 to 855 code for a protein of 284 amino acids. Gene Ontology annotation, biological process: regulation of DNA-templated transcription. Gene Ontology annotation, molecular function: DNA-binding transcription factor activity. The record is from RefSeq and is a predicted model, not a curated record. NCBI's taxonomy places the organism in Eukaryota, Apicomplexa, Aconoidasida, Piroplasmida, Theileriidae. The transcript has 2 exons.
AUGGUAUUAAAUUCGACAAAUACACAGGAAACCAGCCCAGAUUCCUCAAUAAAAACGGAGACAAAUUCUGAGAGUGAGCCACCCACUGUGAAGGCUAAAAGGGGUAAAUCAACAUCCAAGAAUUACCGAAGAAAAGGCAAAAAAAUUGUACCGAAGGAAGCCAAUCUCAUCAAAAACAUACCAGAAGAACACUACUUCAGUGAUGUGUCCGGAGUUUACUACCACUUCAAGAAGAUGGAAUGGCGCACAAUUUGCAAGGACCCAUUUAACAACUCCAAGCGCACUCAGAAGACAUUUGGCAUCAACAAGUACGGUUUCUACGAGGCUAAGCAUAGGGCUGAGAUGACGGCGUUUGAAAUUACCGAGAGGAACCACAUCUCAAAGGUUCUGAGCUCAUGUGGCCGUAUUCUCGUUCCAGAAAAUCACUCAUCUCAAACUCCUUACAAUGUUUCUGCUCCUUAUUUCAAUCCUCAGCUCGACUCUGUUAACAAAAAUUUCCUCAAAAUUCCCUUUGACAAUAGCGUCUACAGUGCUAAAAUGCCACCAAACCUCAACAAUUAUAGUUGCCAUAACGGCAACAUUAUGGUUUAUAAUUUAAAUGGCAUCAAUUCUUUGAGCAUUUUGCCACAAACUAUGCCAUUUGGUGCAAUUCCUGCUAUAAAGAACCAGUUUUACCACUCAGUCCAUAAUCCAAUCCCCUACCCUCUCGUUUCAAUGGAUAACAACAAAGCUUCAAUGUUGUGGCUAAAUGAUUGGCCUGUCAGAUUACUAAAGAAGAAUCAUCCUAGUUACAAUCUUGCCGAUUACUGUCCAAAUUCGAAAAAAAGAUGGGAAUCCAUCUCGGAACAAAUUUGA